Spirodela intermedia is the source of this 2956-nucleotide messenger RNA. Lineage: Eukaryota; Viridiplantae; Streptophyta; Magnoliopsida; Alismatales; Araceae. The record is from the annotation of a GenBank genome assembly.
AUGGUAAUUCUUGUGUUUCUGUCUUCCUCUCUUUGUCUCUAGGGUUUCUAGGGGUAGCGGCGGCUUUUCCUGACAUUUCUCCUCUCGUUUGCCGGUGGCUGGCCGGCGGUGCACUGCGGCAGCUCUUCUUCUCGUACUUCAAGGAACUGGUGGGGAAGGAGGUGACGGUGGAGCUGAAGAAUGACUUGGCUAUCAAGGGCAUCCUCCACUCCGUUGAUCAGUACCUGAACAUCAAGCUCGAGAACACCCGGGUUGUCGACCAGGACAAGUACCCUCACAUGGUACGUGCUUAUAUUUGUCCAUCUCCACUCUCCUUAAUCUUAAUUUAUCUGUAUUUAAUGUCAUCAUUUCUUUUUCUUCCUUUAUUUCAUCUCUAUCUUGUAUAAUUCAUUAAUUUUCCCGUCACUUGGCUUAAGGGGUUUAGGGUUUUCAGUUCCUUGUUCAUCUUCAGAAAAAAUGGGUUGAAUUAGUUCGUUAAUAACGGAGAAAGAAUUUUUUUUCGCAAAUCCGUUCCUCCGCGUAUCCAUUAAAUUUCCGAGAACGAAGGGAGUCUGCAACUUUAUUCUAAGCUUACUCUGAAAAAACCUCUAUUGGAGGUGUGUACCGAGUUGCUGAAAAGAAGGUGACAAUCACCUCCUUUUUCGCUAAAGAAUAAUCCUUGUUCACGUUCUCGCCUUGCAACCGUCAUACCAAGUAACUGUCCUCUAAACAUCUGACUGUUCUUUCAUCUUUAGAUGAACCAAAGCAUCGCACGCCAAAAUUUCUAUGUAGACUUUUUUCUCAAAUCCCUACCAAAUUUCUGUCGAGAAUGAACAUGCCCUAGACAAAUUAUCCUUCAACUACUCCUGGCAUAGGUACCAAGAGACCGUACCCUCGUAUUGUCCAUGAUUAGAGAUUGAGUUGUUGAGCUCCUUAAGUGGUAGGGAACCUUUUUCGUUUUGUUUCUUUGUAGGAUGAAAGUUGAAAAGUGAAACUCAAAGAUUUGGGAUACAGAAUGUUCUUUCAUAUGGUUUAGGAUUUUCAAAUCUGAAAUAAGGAAAUAUUAGCCACUUGCAUAAAGUUUGUGGGGCUCUUGAACAUAGCUGCGAUUCGCAUCCAAGGCUGAUCUGAACAUAAAUUCUAUUUCUGGCGGCAACCAUGACUGUUAAUUGAGCCAUGGUGUAUCUGAAUAUGAUCUGAAAACUCACUACGUGUACUUGAGUCACGUGGGAUGAUUUGGAUUUAGAGAAUCUGGGUUUAAGGUCCGCGUUUGGAUUGGUCUCUCUGACCAACCUAUGAUUCGCUUCUUGUGGAAGAAGGGCCAUAUUGCACUAAAAAGGGUCCUAGCAAUAAGAUUGCUACCAUAUUGACACAGCAGAAGCCAGAGGAAGUCGUACAUUGAAUCCAUUGGGAACGAAAUCCAGAAUCCUUGAAUCCAUAGGGAUUGAGAGUGUUGAUCAUUGAGUCCACAAGGAUCAAAAAACGAGCAGCUUGAAUCCACAAGGGUUGAUAAUGCUGAUUAAAGAUUUCUUGGAUAACAGAAAGCAGUCACCAACCAUACAAAAAGGAAAUGUGUUUGAGCCUGACAGGCCCACCUAGACAACAUUAUUCGGCCCUUCAUCAUUUUACCUGUGCUCUUCUGGACUGCAGUUUUUUUACCUCUUCGCGUUUCCAGCGAUUCUGUUCUACAUCACAUACGAAUAUUGGCUAACCUGUGCAAAUUUCAUGCUUAUGCUAUGCUAUGUCGUUGCGAUGAACUGACAUGUCAUUAGAUGGAUCAAAAUGGACCCCAAUCAUCUUAUAAGAGGGGUGUGCUAUGCUAUCUAGCAUUACGCGAGAUGUUAAUAGAAAGUGAGGUUGUAAAUAUAUUUUACUCUAGCAUGAUGGAAGUUUAUAGGGGCGUUUUAAUGCUUCCUGUACUAGACUGGAAUUCAAAAUUAUUGGAAAAUAUUAUUCAUUCUGAAAACCGAUCAAGCAAACUUGUGCGAUCCGUUUUUUUUAAUUUUUAUGUACGAUUGCAUAGAUCUUCUUUAGCUUUCUUUCCAUUUGUAGGGGAUCGCUUUGAAUGGUUUUACUUUGAAAGCAUUUUACAGGAAGUGACAUGACCCAAUAAGUAACUCGCACUAUGGUUUCCAUCAUUAUAAUAUGCCACUCUCUUGUUUACACCGUGGCAUGCUUUCUAUUGCAAAAUUGUGCAUUUAGCAUAGUAUUUUUGCUGUAGAACCAGAAUAAGAAAGCGCAUAUUUUCACAUUGUUGUAAAGAUACAUCCAUAAAAAAGUUGUUGGAGUUAAGCAUUCGAGUUAACAAAAUAACCCGUGACAUUGAUUGGGCUCCUAUUUGCAUUUGCAAAAUUUCAAGAUAUGUAAUGGUUGAAAAUAAGAGUUCAAUAUUAGGGAAAUUAGAGAAACAUGUUCACCAGAGAAUAAGUGUAUAUUGAGAAAUAUCCUGCAUAAUAACCCAUUUUGGGUGAGAUACGUUUCAUAUCUGCUCUUUGAGAAGUCUUACUCAAUUUAGAACCGAAAAAGAUAGCCAGAACAUUUUUAUUGUUGGCUGGUUCAUCCGAGUUGCUUUGUACUCUCCUUUCCGAGAACUGUUGUGGUGACUGCAUGCUAUUUAAUCUUCUUUCUUCCUGAUUUUCUGAGUUCUUUCCUAAUUUACGGAGAUCCUUAAGCAGUUUGCGUAAAGGCGUCACCAUGAUCCGCUCUCUGUUAGCUUGUUUAUAAAGGCGUUUUAAUGUCCCCUCAUUAAUGACCUGGAAUCAGAUUAAUCGUUUGAUCCUGCAACAUUUCGUUCUUCUUGACCUGGAGUCAGGUAUGUGAUGCUCAUUGAUUGUUUUGUUCUUCAAAAUCUUUGCAGUUAUCAGUGAGGAACUGUUUCAUAAGGGGUUCCGUGGUAAGAUAUGUCCAGCUUCCUCCUGAUGGAGUCGACAUCGACAUCCUUCACGAUGCUACAAGGAGAGAGGCGCGGGGUGGCUAG